Molecule: messenger RNA, 1527 nt
Organism: Verticillium alfalfae VaMs.102
Lineage: Eukaryota; Fungi; Ascomycota; Sordariomycetes; Glomerellales; Plectosphaerellaceae
Exons: 4
Coding region: 1-1527 (508 amino acids)
Biological process (GO): carbohydrate metabolic process
Source: RefSeq, a predicted model, not a curated record
AUGCGGUCAUUGCAUGUUUUCUCUCUGCUCUGCACUCUUGCUGCAGCUUCCAAUGGGGCCAAAAUAGACAGGCGCCAUGUCGUGCAAACGUUCAACCCUCGCCGAAAUGCGAGCUCGCCGGAGACCCCUUUGCAGGUUGGCAACGGCAACUUUGCCUUUGGCGCUGAUGUGACAGGUCUACAGACGUUCAGCCCCUUUGCUACCAUGUCAACAUGGGGCUGGCACAACUUCAGUCUGCCAACGACACCAGGCCAAACAUCCAUAGACGACUACAAUGGCACAGAGUGGUGGACUCAUGACCGGCUUGUCCAAUACAACAUGCCGAACGAAAACAACGAAGAUAUCGCCAACUGGCUCCGGGAGAAUCCUCACCGCAUCAACCUUGGCUCUAUUGGCCUCUCAUUUGGUGAAGAUGAUGUCAAAGAGGAAACGCUCCAAGCCAAAUCCCAAGAGUUGGACUUAUGGAACGGGGUCAUCAAGUCCUCUUUCACAUACCAGGGCUCUGUCGUCGAGGUUGAGACACGAGCCGACCCAGACUCGGAUACCGUGGCUAUCCGCAUCAAGUCUGAACUUCUCUCCAAGGGCGGCCUGGGCGUCUUCUUCGAUUUCCCCUAUCCCGACAACAACAAGUUUGACGAACCUUUUGUAGGACUCUUCAACCAGACCGACAAGCACUCCACAUCGCUGAUCAGCUGUGGGAAUCACGCCACGAUCCAUCACGAUUUGGAUACCUUUGAGUACGACUUGGUCCUCGAAUGGAACGGCAAAGGCAAAGUCGUGGCUGCCAGCGAUGGGAGCCAUCGCCAUACUCUCACCGUCGAAGGUUCCCGUGAGCUUGAAUUGACGGCCCACUUUGCGCCCUCCAAGCCGGAACGUCGUCCUAGCUAUAGUGAGAUCGUGGCCGCGUCCGAGGCAUGGUGGCCGGCAUACUGGACGAAGGGUGCCUUUGUCGACCUCACAGCAACCGACGCAGGCGAUGCGAUGGAACUGCAACGACGCACGAUUCUGUCUCAGUACCUUGUCGCUGUCAACAGCGCGUCCGACUACCCGCCUCAGGAAUCCGGCCUCGUCAACAAUGGCUGGUUCGGCAAGUUCCAUAUGGAAAUGAUCCUCUGGCACCACGUCCAGUUUGCUCGCUGGGGUCACUGGGAUCUCCUCCACCGCGGUCUGCCGCACGUCUGGAACCGGCUGCUCGAAGGGGCCUUUGAGCGCGCCGCCACCCAAGGCUACGACGGCGCCCGCUGGGGCAAGAUGACGGAUCCGUCGACCAUCGACUCGCCGGGCGAGAUCAACACGCUGCUGAUCUGGCAGCAGCCGCAUCCGAUGUACUUUGCCGAGCUCGAGUACCGCGCGUUCCCGACCAAGGAGACGCUCGACCGCUGGGCCCGGCUCCUCGACGCGUCGGCCGACUUUAUGGCCUCGUACGCCUGGUUCAACGAGACGACGGGCGUGUACGACCUCGGCCCGCCCCAUGUACCCAUCCUCGGAGAACACGAACCCCAACGUGACGGUCAACCCGCCCUUUGA